This is a messenger RNA of Haplochromis burtoni (Burton's mouthbrooder), 3067 nucleotides long. Its product is annotated as alpha-2,8-sialyltransferase 8F. The record is from RefSeq and is a predicted model, not a curated record. Lineage: Eukaryota; Metazoa; Chordata; Actinopteri; Cichliformes; Cichlidae. Gene Ontology annotation, molecular function: alpha-N-acetylneuraminate alpha-2,8-sialyltransferase activity. Gene Ontology annotation, biological process: oligosaccharide metabolic process; N-glycan processing.
UUGUGAGGAACCUUUCCAACCACCUCCUCAAAAGAAACAUGCCCCAAAGCUGUCAGAAAUUUGCAAACCCUGCAAGGAAAUCAUUGACAAAGUACAUCAGCGUUACAAUCAAACCUGGAAGAAGAACGAGAAAAAUUACUUAAAAUUCAGAACUAAUCUGAGAGUUGCAUGCAAUGGCUUUGACAACGCCAUUGUGACACAGAACAAUACUCCUAUAGGAUCGAAUAUUGUUUACAGUGGGGAAAAGAGGACUCUUCAGGUGAACAAGGACUUAUUCGACUUGUUUUUGAAGGAGAAUCCUUUCUCAAAUAAACAAUGGGACACUUGUUCGGUUGUUGGGAAUGGUGGGAUCCUGUUUGACAGUGGCUGUGGAAAAAUGAUUGAUUCUGCUGACUUUGUUAUCAGGUGCAACUUACCUCCUUUGGAAAAUGGAUAUGAGAAAGAUGUUGGCAGCAAAACUAGCCUUGUGACAGCAAAUCCAAGCAUCAUUUUCCAAAAGUAUGGUGCGCUGACUGGACGUCGCCUUCCAUUUGUGGAGAGUCUGCACAAGUACGGCAACUCUCUGCUGCUCCUUCCUGCCUUCUCCUUUGGCAGGAAUACUGCUAUGUGUCAGCGGGCUGCAUAUACAAUAGAGGACUUUGAAAGCCCUAUUCGACCUGUUUUCUCCAACGCUCAGUACCUCCACAGUCUGGAUCAAUUCUGGAGCUCUGAAGGCCUGAAAGAAAGGCGGCUCAGCACUGGAUUCAUUAUGGUUAGCAUGGCCCUGGAAUUGUGUGAAAAUGUACAUCUGUAUGGAUUCUGGCCCUUUAGUAAUCACCCAUAUGACCUCUAUACCCUGACUAACCACUACUAUGAUGAUGUACCGGUUAAAACGUUUUUUCACGCAAUGCCGGCUGAGUUUGAACACUUGUUGCAGCUGCACACUGAAGGGGUACUCAGGCUUCACCUGGGAGACUGUAAAAAAUAGUUCCCAGGGAUAGACAACAGCACAGAAGCAAAGUACAGAGUCAAAUGCCUUCUCUAUAGCCUCAGGAUGAAUCCAGUAACUUUUUUGCCUUUAUAAGGCCAUUGCUCUCUCACCCUGUAUUCUGAAAUACCUCAAUUACAUUCUCUUGAUUUUUAGAAAACAAAACUCUAAGGACUAUUUUGACAAUAUCUUAAAAAAUGUAACCAUGAAAAGUACUUUGGUACCAGCAGAAGAUAAAUGUAUAGUGCCUGAUAAAAGUGCAAAAAUCAUAUCACACAACUACCACAUUUGUAUGAUUUUAAGUGAGAUUCAUGCUUCUGUGUUAAAUCUGCACCACAGGUAAUGUACAGCAUAACUUCAAACCUCCCUGAAACUCAAUGCCAUAAUUCAGUAACUGAGCCUGCACCUCCAUUGAAAUUAAAUUAAACACUGAGUGGAUGAAGUCUACAAUGACUGUGAUUGGCUAGAUCAGUACUGUCAUUUCCUAGGCAUUUCCAGCUACUUCUUUUACUGCUGCCAUUUUCUAAAUUGACUGCAAGGGAAUGGAUGAACUUGAAAAGAGAACUUUGCUGGCCGCUUUCAUAAGCUACACCAUAGUCUCUGUAUAGAUUCAGUGCACAAGUACAAAUUACACAUUAUUUCUACAUAUGAUGGAGGCAAAGGUAAUGGUUUGUGUCAAUUUUUUCUUUUUAUUGGUCCUUUGCAAAACAAUUUUUAAAAUCCCAGCGCCGCUGAAUUUGUGACCACUACUGCUCGCUCCCGUUUCUGUCACUUUUGCCCAGUCCCACAGUAUUUCUGCCCAACGCCACUCUAAGUUUAUUCAAAUUCAGCAAAAAUCUCAAAGUUUUGGCAUUGAUUUGUCUGUUGCAAUGUUGAUCCUAGACCAACAUUUUUCUCUUGAUCCAGGAACAACACAGGAAUGUGGAUAUUAGAUAAAUGUGUUGGCAGGGCACUGCGGGUUAGGUGUAUUCUGGUCAUAUUGGAACUGUUCAUGGCUGUUGUUGUUUCAUAAACAGUAUGAAAGGAGAGGGAAAAUUAAGUGAACGUGAAUAAAUACUUAUCAAAAGAUUUUGGAAUUGUGGAUGUGUUGACAUUCACUUGUGGGUAGUUAUUUCAGAAUCCAAGGUAUUUAGAGCGAUCAACCAUUUAAAUGUUAUGAUGUAGUCAAUACCAAGUAUUCAAUUUGUCUAAACACAUGUCUUGAGGUGAGAGAAUUCACAUUUUAAUGUGAAUGUUCAGAUCAAAAGAAAAGCCAUCAUGCCAUCACAUCAUAAAAUUUCAGGGUAUUCAGAUUAAUAAACAAAAUGUUAUAUAGAACAAACUAACAUUUUGUUUAUUAAUUUGAAUACCCUGAAAUUUUAUGAUUUAGUUGAAUAUAAAAUGGCACAGAUAAUGUAUAAAGCACAAAAUAACUUGCUUUGGCGCAGUACUCAGAAGCUGUUUAAAGUCAGAGAGAGUCAAUAUGACAUAAGGGGAACAGGUUUCUUUAAAAAAACAAAAACAAAAAAAAAACCAAGAUAAGGACAAACAUAAAGCAUAGAUGUGUUUCUGAUUAGAGUUAACUUGUGGAAUAAUUAUGACAGUGAUUUAAAAAGGUGUAGUUCGUUUUCCUUGUUUAAAAACAUGUUUAAAACUAGAGUAUUAGAAAAAUAUAUAUAAAUCAAAACUGAAAAGAGCAAUAAUAAUACUCAAACUCUUGUUUGCUUUGCUUUGAUGUAGUUACAUAUAUAAGGUGGAAAGGGUUUUUUUUGUUUUGUUUUUUGCUUGUUUGUUUUUAGCUUUGCUUUGUUUUAUUCUUUGCUUCGAGCCCUGCGUACAGGAGCUGCAUGCUAAAAGCAGAUGAUCCAGUGUGGCAACCCCUAAAGCAAGCAGCCGAGGGAAGAAGAUGUUGGCAAAUCUAUAUAUGUUGUACUUUUAAAUUACUCUAAUUGUAAAUCAUCAAUCAUAGUGAUUGUGUCUGAUACAAACUGUACUAUGUACUUUUAUAACACAAACAAAAUGCUGACAAUUGUGGAGUCAGCAUAUGUCCCAGUGACCAUCAACAGCCUUUUGAUUGCUAUCACUCAGAAAAUGGACUUUAUUAAACGGUGAUAAAUAUGA